Aspergillus homomorphus CBS 101889 is the source of this 1185-nucleotide messenger RNA. RefSeq lists its product as uncharacterized. The record is from RefSeq and is a predicted model, not a curated record. Lineage: Eukaryota; Fungi; Ascomycota; Eurotiomycetes; Eurotiales; Aspergillaceae. Bases 1 to 1185 code for a protein of 394 amino acids. The transcript is spliced from 5 exons.
AUGCUCGCCAUGAGAUUCCAUUCCGUGGGCACAGCAGGCUCGCGGUUUCUGCAGACUAACGCAAUCUAUGUAUUUCGGACCACAUUCGACCCAUCGCGGCUGGAACGAGCUUUCUACCAGCUCCUGUUCGCGUGGCCGGAUAUUCGAGCACGGAUCAACCUCCAGACGGACUGGCGCAUAUCCGACCGACGACACGGCGGCACGGUGGCAAUCGCGAGUGAUCGACGCGCCCUGGCCGAAUGCAUCUCUCUCGACCAGAUGGCCCAGGAAGAACUGGACCCAGUCGAACGAGCGCGGUUGGGGGGGGAUUGUUCCAAUCCAGCCGCUCACUUGGAUUCCAACUCUGUCCCCCGGUUUUCGAGCACGUGUGCUGCGAUUCGGCAGGUCUCUACACGAAUCAUCUCCGCCUACGCGUCCAUCCUACAUGGCGAGUCGAUCGAAGCCUUGGAAGAGCAACAGCCUAGCAGGCUUGUGUUCCAGGCCCCUACGCAAGAGAGCAACGGUCCUCAAAGCGACGACGGGCUAGUGAGCCAGCUCUACCAAGCAACACGUCGACAAUGGCUCAUAGGCUGGCUCGACCACAUCAUCUUCUUCGUGCCACGAUCCCUCCGACCGAUGCACAUCGCAGGCUCGGCCGGUGGUCCAUCUCCUUACCCAUGCAACCCAGCAAAACCUCAACGUGACAAGACACGACCUAGUCUCGGCUAUCAUAGCGCAGACGAAACCACGCAAACCAUCGGCUUCGCCUACAGCUUCAGCCGCCACCUCGAACGACCAGCCGCACUGCAGAACGCGAUGUGGGUCAUCUCGAUCCCGCUGCCCACGCAGACCGAACACCCUGUCUCGAUCGAGGCGCAGCUCCUCGCGUUGGCAGUCCGGGUCUGCCAAGCCGUUCACGCCGCCCGCAGUGCCGCGAACUCUUCCGCAGGCACUACGCAGCCAUGGGCCCGUGGCACCCGUUCCGCCCCACCGUCCGCAGCCCUAACUCCCCCAAUACCGUCGUCUUUUCGUCCUCGCAACUACAUUGGCAGAAUCUGGAUUUUGGUUGUGAAGGGUGUGAGCUCAAGCCCUUUUUAUAUGACCCUGGGCGUCGGUCUGGUUGAUGUUCUGCGGUCCAUCGGCUUGGGUUACCAUGACUGGAUUCUCACCACCAUGGACAGUGUCGACCAUGGGUAUUGCCUCUAG